UAGCGCCACAAGUGACUGAACAUUAAUCAUAGUAAUAACUAUAGGUAGUAAAUAGAUGCUACCACACCCGUGAAAUAGUAUAAAAUUCAAUAUAAAAAGUCCUGUAAAUUGUCAAUAAUCAUAAAAAUGAUAAAGAGUCAAAGGCAAUAUUGUUUUAUAAUCGAAAAGAACAAAGAUUAGUGCAUAAUUAACCCCAUUUCUUCGUUUUGAAUAUGAUGUCACCAUUCAUUUAUUGAUUCAGAUAUAAACUAUUCUGAAAGAAUGUUACAUUAAUAUACGGUUGUAAUUAAUGAUAUAAAUAAAAAUUGAAUUAUAAAGAUUGUCUUUAUAGUACAUUAUAUAUAAUGAUAAUAUUAUUUCUACUUCUUCAUUUCUGUGAUCAUGUACUUAGUCAAAAAUACGAGGGUUGCUUUCAAAGUUCCGCGUCGGAUCCUGAUUUAUCAGUCCUGAUAUUAAAUCAUGCUAAUGCACCAGUAGAAUGUAUUAAAGAAUGUCGUUCACGUUACUACAUGUUUGCCGGAUUAAUGAAUGGUCAACAAUGCUUUUGUGGCAGUAGUUAUGGUAGAAAAGGUGUGUCUAACUCUUGCACUUUCCAUUGUAUUACUGAUCAAAACAGCUAUUGUGGUAGCCAAGAUGCAAUAAGUAUUUAUUCAACUGGACAAACAGGUCCUAGUCCACCAAGAAGUGUACAAAUAAUUCACAGUGGAUUUAAUAAUUUUCAAAUUACAUGGGAACCACCUGAUAUUAGCAAUGGAAACAUUACAUCUUAUACUUUAAAAGCAGUCGUUGUUAAAACAUUUGCUUCAAAUCUAUUACCAGCCAUAGAAAGUCAGAUCCAAGGAGGAGCUUCAAAUAAUACUAUAUUACAAGGCUUACAACCUGGCACAAAGUAUAAUGUAUCAAUCAUUGCUACAAAUACUCAUGCAGAGAGUGAACCUACAUAUGUUUCGGGAUGGACUUUGAUAGGGCCACCUAAUAAGCCAAUAAUGCCAAAAGUAAUAGAACAAACACAUACCACAGUGACUGUUUUAUUAUUAGAGGGAAGUAGUGAAUAUGGUCCUGUUAGUGCCUAUCAAAUAUUUGUUUCUCAAUCUGGUAUAAUACCACCAUCAGGUCCUAACGUAAGUUACUACAAUUAUGAAACAUCAAUGCAACAAGGUCUGGGAUAUUAUAUUACUGGAGAGUUUGAAUCUUCAGAAUUUUACAAAUAUAUGAAAUUUACAGUAGGUGAUGGAAAAAUGAUUGGUGCAUAUUAUAAUGCACCAUUAAAUACUCAAAUAAUGCCACAAAUAGGUCUAACAGUAAUUUCUAAAUUUCAACGACAAGUUCAGUAUGCUUACUCAGAUCUAAUCAACAAGCUAACAAAUUAUAAUGAAAAUAGGAAUGAAAAUGUGAAUUCAAUGACAAUCAUACUUUGUGUUGCAAUUGGUCUUUUAGGAACAUUACUUGUAGCUUCAAUAGUACUUUAUUUUAUAUUGCGACAACGCCAUAAAAAAUUUCGGAUGAGGAAACUUCCAGAGCAACAAGAACUUACUUUACAAGGUCCAUUGUAUGAAGUUGAUAAUUUAGCGUACAUUCCAGAGGAUGUACCUGAAAGGAUAAAUCAUUAUCAAGAACUGAAAAAAAAGGUGUGGAUUAUACCACAAAGUUCAUUGACAAUCAAUGAUACUAUAAUACGCAGAGGAAGAUUUGGUACAGUACACACAGGUGUUAUUCAAAAAAAUGAUAAACCUUGUGCUGUAACUAUUCAUAGCAUAGCUGACAAAUUAUUGAAAAUAUCUGACAAAAGACAUAUGUUACGAGAAUUAGAUAUUUGUAUUAAAGCAUCACCUAUGAAAUAUCUUGCAGAUCUUGUAGGAACAUGUGAAACUCAUGAUACAUUAUACGUUGUACUUGAAUUGCCACCUCAGACAUUAAAAAAUUGUUUAUUAGCUGCCAGAUCUGGAAAUAUAUUUCCUGUUGAACAAAUUCUGCCUAUAGGAUCUAUGAUAGCAUCUGCUUUGCAACAUCUUGAAAAUUAUAAAAUUGUUCAUGAAUAUCUCUGUGCACGUAGUGUAGGUAUUUCAACUGAAUGGACACCUAAAUUGAUGGGUCAUGGAAUAUCCAAAUAUGCUUUAGAGGAUAUAAAAUAUAUUCGAUGGACAUCUAUUGAGUGUCUUGGUAACAAAAGGAAACACCAACCAGCAGUUGUUUGGGCUUUUGGUGUAUUUUUGUGGGAAAUGCUUAGUAUGGGUGGUACACCAUAUUCUAAUCUUUCACUUGAUAGUGAAGUGGAAGAAGCAAUUGAACAAGGAGUUAGAUUACCACAAUUACCAGAUACUCCUGAUCCAUUAUAUGAAGUUAUGCUAUCUUGUUGGAAUGUAGAAAGUCAGGAGAGACCAACAUUUGCAGAAUUGAUAAGAUUGGAAACCUUAAGUAUUUGUCCAGUCACUGCAAUCACAGAACCAUAUAUUCCAGAAUUAGAAUUAAAUUAAUAUCAUUACUAAACGAGUGUUCAUAUUCUUGCAUUUACGUGAUAUUAUGUAUUGUAUAUAAUAAUCUGUUAAAUAUCUUUAAAAAUCUAUUUUUAUGUACUCUGCAGUUACCGUUACACAUAAUUUACAUAUGCAAG
This is a messenger RNA of Frieseomelitta varia, 2611 nucleotides long. It is a transcript of the gene Wsck, whose product is annotated as putative tyrosine-protein kinase Wsck. Gene Ontology annotation, molecular function: ATP binding; protein binding; transmembrane receptor protein tyrosine kinase activity. Gene Ontology annotation, biological process: protein phosphorylation; multicellular organism development; cell surface receptor protein tyrosine kinase signaling pathway. Lineage: Eukaryota; Metazoa; Arthropoda; Insecta; Hymenoptera; Apidae. The coding region runs from base 345 to 2474 and encodes 709 amino acids. Gene Ontology annotation, cellular component: signaling receptor complex. The transcript has 4 exons. The record is from RefSeq and is a predicted model, not a curated record.